Achroia grisella is the source of this 644-nucleotide messenger RNA. RefSeq names its product ubiquitin-ribosomal protein eS31 fusion protein (gene RpS27A). Bases 101 to 568 code for a protein of 155 amino acids. The transcript has 4 exons. The record is from RefSeq and is a predicted model, not a curated record. Gene Ontology annotation, cellular component: ribosome; cytoplasm; nucleus. Gene Ontology annotation, molecular function: structural constituent of ribosome; protein tag activity; ubiquitin protein ligase binding. Lineage: Eukaryota; Metazoa; Arthropoda; Insecta; Lepidoptera; Pyralidae. Gene Ontology annotation, biological process: modification-dependent protein catabolic process; translation; protein ubiquitination.
AAGUUCAACGUUAGUCACACAACAGUUAAUAACUCGAGUGGACAUCCCUAUAGAGGUUCCUUUUCACUUCUGUCAUGGUGUCUUACUAACGUGAAUCAAGAUGCAGAUUUUCGUUAAAACCCUUACGGGUAAGACCAUCACCCUUGAGGUCGAGCCGUCAGAUACCAUCGAAAAUGUGAAAGCUAAAAUACAAGAUAAGGAGGGCAUUCCACCUGAUCAGCAGAGAUUGAUCUUCGCGGGCAAACAGCUGGAAGAUGGCCGCACAUUAUCCGACUACAACAUCCAGAAGGAGUCCACCCUCCACCUCGUGCUGCGCCUGCGUGGUGGCGCCAAGAAACGCAAGAAGAAGAAUUACUCCACACCCAAGAAGAUCAAGCACAAGAAGAAGAAGGUCAAACUAGCCGUGCUCAGGUUUUAUAAGGUGGACGAGAACGGUAAGAUCCACCGUCUCCGGCGAGAGUGUACCGGCGAACAGUGCGGCGCCGGCGUGUUCAUGGCCGUGAUGGAAGAUCGCCACUACUGCGGCAAGUGCCACAGCACCAUGGUCUUCAAGGAUGACGACAAAUGACUCCCCAUUUAGCGUUAAGUGCUCGCGACCGCUGUGUAUGAUGGAUUUUAAUAAAUCUUGACACAGUGUCACGGGA